Molecule: messenger RNA, 3413 nt
Organism: Lucilia cuprina (Australian sheep blowfly)
Lineage: Eukaryota; Metazoa; Arthropoda; Insecta; Diptera; Calliphoridae
Product: presequence protease, mitochondrial
Exons: 3
Coding region: 237-3314 (1025 amino acids)
Biological process (GO): protein processing
Cellular component (GO): mitochondrial matrix
Molecular function (GO): metal ion binding
Source: RefSeq, a predicted model, not a curated record
UUAACACUUACUUGGCGCAGGACUUUGCUCCUCUCACACCAAAAAGUGUCAAAAAUUUUUGUUUUCACGAUUUUUCCAUGUUGCAAUUAGAAUUUUCUGAUUUAUUUUUAGAGUAAAUAAUAUAAAUAAAUUAAAAAAAAUAACUGAAAACGAAACAAGAACUUAAUCAACGAAACUGAACGAAAGAAUAUAAAACAAACUGAAAUUGUAACAAAGAAAGCAGCAGCAGCAGGAAAAUGUUAAAACGUUUGCAGUUCAUAAAGCCGGUCAUUGACCAGAACAUACGACAAAAGUUAUGUUAUUCGAAAAUAGUCAGCACUGGCCAGGAUAUGCGUCCAGCGGCUAAGGGUAAAAUAAAUCUCGAAACACCCACAGUGAUCACACAAUUAGAUCGUAAAUUUAAGGAGGGUGAAAAAUAUGAAGGCUUUGAAUGUGUACGCACUGAACAUGUACCCGAAUUUGGUAUAAUGUCCUAUACCUUCCGUCACUUGGUCACUGGUACAGAAUUGUGGUAUUUGGAUCGUAAUGAUGCCAACAAUGUAUUUUCUGUUAAUUUCCGCACAACUCCUUUUGAUUCGACUGGUUUACCGCACAUUUUGGAACAUAGUGUGUUGUGCGGUUCGAAAAAGUAUCCUGUUAGAGAUCCAUUCUUUAAAAUGCUCAAUCGUUCGGUGGCUACAUUUAUGAAUGCUAUGACCGGUCCGGACUAUACUAUGUAUCCUUUCUCCUCAAUGAACGAGACUGAUUUUAGAAAUUUGCAGAAAAUCUAUUUGGAUGCUGUGUUCAGACCCAAUUUAGAAUAUUUAGAUUUUCUACAAGAAGGCUGGCGUCUUGAACAUUCCAAUCUAAAGGACAAAGAGUCAGAAUAUGUUAUCAAGGGUGUGGUAUAUAAUGAAAUGAAGGGAGCCUUUUCGGAAAAUGCCUCUGUGUUUGGUCAAAAUCUGCUCAAUAAUCUAUUACCCGAUCAUACCUAUGGCUAUGUUUCGGGUGGCAAUCCCUUGGAAAUACCCAAAUUAACUCAUGCCAAUCUAGUUGAUUUUCAUCGCAAAUAUUAUCAUCCCAGUAAUGCUCGCAUCUAUACCUAUGGCUCUUUUGAUUUAAUCAAAACAUUGUCAUAUGUCGAUAAGGAGUAUUUGAGUAAAUAUGAACAUAUUGAUAACUCCUACAGUCGUAUACCAAAUCAGCCAAGAUGGGAUAAACCACGUAAUGUACAUAUCUCUAGUCGUUUUGAUAAUAUGGGAGCACCAUUCGAGAAACAAAAUCAAAUAGCUAUUGCUUUGCUUAUGUCCGAUGUUACCGAUAUACAAGAGACAUUUGUGUUGUAUGUUUUGUCGGAGCUAUUGGUAAGAGGUCCUAACUCGCCCUUCUAUCGCAAUUGGAUAGAACCUAAUUUCUCGGGUGGUUAUAAUCAGACAACCGGUUUUGAUCCACAAAUUAAGGAUACCUUCUUCUGUGUGGGUUUGCAAGAUUUGAGAGUAGAAGAUUUUGGUCGAGCACAAGAAUUAUAUGAUGCCACCAUUAAGGAGGUUAUGGAAAAGGGUUUCGAUAAGCAACAUAUCGAAAGUGUUUUGCAUAAUAUUGAGUUGUCUUUGAAACACCAAUCGCCACAAUUUGGUUUGGGUCUAUUGUUCAAUUCAACACCCUUGUGGAAUCAUGAGGGUGAUGUGGUAGAGAAUUUAAGAGUUUCUAAUAUGAUUUCUCAAUUCCGCUCACAAUUGCAACAGGAUCCUCAUUAUUUACAAAAGAAAGUCGGCCAGUAUUUUGCCAAUAAUACUCAUAGAUUAACCUUAACCAUGUCACCGGAUGAUACCUAUGAAGAUAAUUUCAAAACUGCUGAGUUGGAAUUGUUAAAACAAAAAAUCAUGUCUUUGGAUCAUGAGAAAAGAACAAAAAUCUAUGAAAAUGGUUUAAAAUUGGAAGAAGCACAAAAGGCCAUACCUAAUGUUGAUAUAUUGCCUUGUCUUAAGUUAACAGAUGUGCAGGAAGCUGCCAAAUUGGAACCUCUGGAGGUGGUGAAAAUAAAGGAGGUGCCCACACAGGUGUGCAAUGUACAAACCAAUGAAAUUUCCUAUUUCAAAUGUUACUUUGAUGGCACCACCUUGAGCCAAGAGGAAAUGCUUUUAAUACCGCUUUUCUGCAAUAUAAUCAACGAUAUGGGCACUAAGAAUUAUGACUACAGAGAUUUCGAUAAACUUGUGCUCUCCAAGACUGCUGGCAUUAACUUUAAACUACAUUUUGCUGAAAAUAUCUACGACAGCAAAACCUAUAAUUUGGGUAUACUAAUGACCACUCAUGCUUUGGAUAAAAAUGUUCCCGAUAUGUUCGAUUUAAGCAAAGAACUUUUAAUGAAUUACAAAAUGGACGAUGAGGAACGUGUUAAAAUGUUAAUAGACAACUAUAUGUCCAGCAUAGCUGUGGGCAUAGCCAAUUCAGGUCAUUUAUAUGCUAUGCAAUCUUGUGCUGGUCUUGUUACUGAUUCGGCUAGACUAAAGUCUUUGUUGGCUGGUGUUGAGCAUAUAGAGCAUAUGAAACAAUAUGUUAAGAAUCAUAGUACACAACAAAUCAUGGAUAAUUUAAAGUUAUUGGGUCAAAAAUUAUUCAAUAAAAAGUCCAUGCGCACAGCUGUCAAUAUUUCCGAUGAAUUUUAUCCAGAGUUUAUCAAGCAUUACGAACAGUUCCUUAAUGAUUUGCCCGAACAUGCUGUGGAAAAGGUAGAGAAUAAGGUACAACUUUUAGAGCCCAGUUGUCAACAUUUUGUUAUGAACAUACCAGUAAACUAUUGUGCCAAGGCCAUGUUUACCGUACCCUAUACACACCGUGAUCAUCCUACUCUCAGAGUUUUAGCCAAACUCAUUUCAGCCAAAUAUCUAUUGCCGGUAGUUAGAGAACAAAAUGGUGCUUAUGGUGCUGGUGCUAAAUUGGGCUCUGAUGGCAUAUUUAGUUUUUUCAGUUACCGUGAUCCUAAUUCAACAAAAACACUCGAAGCCUUUGAUAACACCUAUCAAUGGCUGCAAGAGAACAAUUCUCAAAUAACUGAACAAACUUUAUUUGAAGCCAAAUUGGGUGUCUUACAGCAAUUAGAUGCUCCCAUAGCACCCGGCAAUAUGGGUAUAGACUUCUUUUUGUAUGGCGUUUCACAGGAAAUGUUUAUGAAAUAUCGUUCUCGUAUGCUGGCCGUUACCAUGAACGAAUUGCAACAAGUGGUGGAGAAAUACUUUAAAACAGCGCCCGCCUAUUAUGGUAAAUGUAUAUUGGGACCGGAAAAUAAAGAAUUGGAAACUGUUACCAAAUUAAAAUGGAAGACUAUUCAAUAAACCCUUUAACUUAUACUAUGAUGUAAUUUUAAACUUUCCUUUUCUUAUGAUUUUGUUUCACUGUAAAUCCCUCAGUCGUAGUGAUCAAUUUUGUAAAAA